CUUUUCGUUUCAAUUCUUCCGGCUUUCGUUUCACUUCUUGUUUUUCUUCAACCGAUUCAACGUCAAGUUGGCGUUCAUUCUUCAAUCGAUCAUAGGCUCAAAAUAAAAAAAUUAUAAAUAAUUCCAAAAAAAUACCACCUCUCCUACUUUCAAGACCAAGAACAAGCUCGACUAUCUUCGAUUCAGUUCUAGUCAAAGGAUUUCAAUCCAAUUUUCUUCACCUACCUCACUACUUCGACUUCAUUGAUUUGCAUCUCAAGGCAGAGAGUCUUUUUCUCAAUCGAAAGACCUUCUCUUUUAUCAUCUCGGGAUCGCAAUAGCAACUUUGGUGCAGAGCAUCUUAUUCUUUUCGCAAAUUUUCACUACAAUUACCUUUGAAAGGUUAAUCAAAUCGCUGUAUAAUUCUCAAUCAAAGCCAAGUUUCUUUGACAUCAUGGCAUCUCGUGCACACCUUUUGGCCGGCCUUCGUACCGGCGGACCUCGUGCAUCAUCCCCAUCCGAGUCCAGUACUCGUUCUAAUUCUCCUCCUUCCAUCGGAAAUGGGGCAACAUUAAAAGCAAGCGCUGCUCCUUUCACUCCCGGCAGUCGUACACCAAGCAACAAUUAUGGUCAUGCAUUGGACAAUGUUCAUGAGAUUGAAAGUCAAUUUGCAGGCUUGCGUAUGCAACAAGUUGUAAACGGAGGUAGUCCUCCCAAUGCAGGUGGUCAAUCGCCAGGCGCAUUGGCAAGCAUGUAUGGCGCCACAAACGGUCAGCCAAACGCUGCAGAUGCUAAUAUGGCUUACGAACAAUCUGUGUUUGACAUUGAAGCAUUAAUUCGACAAAAGCAAGCUCAGAUUAUGCAACAUCAACUCAAUCAACAACGUCAAAACCAAUUGGAAUUCCUUCGUCAACAAUUGGCUGAACAGCAACAACGUUUGAUCUUGACGCAAAUGCAAGCUGAGUUGGAGUUGCAAGCUCAACAACAACAACAACAGCAGCAACAACAACAGCAGCAACGUCAACGUAAAGCUCAACAAAUGUUUGCUCAGCUCUCACAACAACCACAAGUGAAUGCUGCGCCUCGUGUUGCUUCUAGAGCACGUACAUUCUCUGCUCAACAAGCCGGUAAUGGCUUGCAAGCAAGUCGUCAACCACGUGGACCGCCAACGGAAUUCCAUUCUGUCAAUUUUGCCAGUAGAAUUUCUAGUCGAACACGCAAGGAAGCCAUGUCCAAAUUGUGUGCAAGUCCAAGAGCUGCCAGUUUCAACUUUAAUGGCGCUCGUACAUCUACCGUUGCCGCUUGAUUGAUGGUAAUACCUGACUUCUUCUUUCUUUUUCUUUCGAAUCGCUAUAAUCAUAUUACAACACAAUGUUUUCUUCUUUCUUCUCAGUAGUCUGUCUAACCUUCUUUUUCUUUCCUCAUAUCGAAACUGUAUCUACAACACAUACUCAUACCAACAAGCGCGCAGAGAUCGCAGGCAAUCUAUUCAAUCCUUGAUAUGAUA
This is a messenger RNA of Meira miltonrushii, 1486 nucleotides long. RefSeq lists its product as uncharacterized. The record is from RefSeq and is a predicted model, not a curated record. NCBI's taxonomy places the organism in Eukaryota, Fungi, Basidiomycota, Exobasidiomycetes, Exobasidiales, Brachybasidiaceae. The transcript has a single exon. The coding region runs from base 434 to 1285 and encodes 283 amino acids.